This is a messenger RNA of Sinocyclocheilus anshuiensis, 1931 nucleotides long. RefSeq names its product alpha-tocopherol transfer protein-like. Gene Ontology annotation, molecular function: phosphatidylinositol bisphosphate binding. The record is from RefSeq and is a predicted model, not a curated record. Bases 11 to 1093 code for a protein of 360 amino acids. NCBI's taxonomy places the organism in Eukaryota, Metazoa, Chordata, Actinopteri, Cypriniformes, Cyprinidae. The transcript is spliced from 5 exons. Gene Ontology annotation, cellular component: membrane.
CGAGUGACCAAUGGUAGAACGGCUUCUCGCUGUACACGGAACUGAUUGCGGAUUUCUUUGGCAGCCCAUGGCAGACCAAAAUGGCCACAUUGAUCUUGGCCCUCCAAGAGAAGUGGUGGCAGGUGUAGGCUUCCCUGCUCCACCCCCACCCAUCUACGCCUGCACCCUGACUCCUGAACUAGUGGCCAAGGCACGGGAAGAGCUCCAGGAGAAGCCCGAAUGGAGGCUCCGGGAUGUCCAGGCAUUACGAGAUAUGAUACUAAAAGACCACCCUAAUCUCAGGACACGGUUAGACGAUGCAUUUCUGCUGCGCUUCCUCAGGGCCAGAAAGUUUGAUUAUGACCGGGCACUUCAGCUACUCUUGAAUUAUCAUGCCAGCCGGAAAGCCUGGGCUGAGGUGUUUCAGGACCUGAAGCCCUCCACAGUGAAGCACGUCCUAGAUCUGGGUUUUCUCACUAUCCUGCCCAGACCAGACCCUCAUGGACGCUACAUACUGUGUUUACGACCAGGUAAAUGGAAGCCUAAUGAUUACCCAUUUGUGGACAACAUUCGGGCUAUUUAUUUGACAUUAGAGAAGCUGAUUCAGCCUGAGGAAACCCAAGUGAAUGGAAUUGUUAUCCUGGUGGAUUAUACAGGAGUUGGCCUCUCUCAAGCCUCUAAUCCAGGACCGCUUUUGGCAAAGAAAGUUGUCGGCAUCCUUCAGGAUGGCUUCCCAAUCAGAAUAAAGGCUGUAAACAUUAUAAAUGAGCCUCGUAUCUUCAAGGGUAUUUUUGCAAUAAUUAAGCCAUUUCUGAAAGAGAAAAUGGCAGAGAGGUAUGUCCUGCACGGCUCAGACUUGGCCUCUCUCCAUCGAGUCAUUCCUCAAUCUGUACUGCCUCAAGAGUAUGGAGGAGUGGCUGGAAGACUUGACAUGUCUGCCUGGUCCAGAACGCUGCUGGAGGCUGAGGAAGAGUUUGUGGUGGAGUUCUGCCAGCCUGAUCCUCUGGAGGGCGUCAUUCUGCCAGAUUCCAUGGUGUUUGAGGGAGAGCAAGCUGGCGCACGUGGAGAGGACUCCUUCAGACAUCUACGUUCCCAGCUUUAUUAUUGUUACUGACCUCUUGGCAACGUGCAACUGCUUCAUUUGAAACAUUUGUUUAGCUAUGACUAACUAUGUAUUCACAGGUCACCGGAUGAGUCUGACUGUUUAAAAUAUCUAGUACAGACAGCCAUUUAGAUGCUGGAUAUUUACUUAUUGCUUUGGCUUAAUCUGGUCACUAUGUGUUAUAAAAACUUGAUUCAAAAUCAUUUUCAGAAUACUCAUAGCCAUCCAAAAAACAUCCUUUUAAGAAGGAGCCUAGGGUUUUAAUCAGUGUCUGUAUUUGUUACAAUGAGUUUUUAAAUGUCUAAAAUAGAUUUUAGCACUACAUCAUUCUUAUUUUAUGUAACAUCUCAAAUAAUGCUUGCCUUAAUUUACAGUGAAGGGAAAAUGAGAUAUUUAGAAAGAUUAAUUAAAUAGAAGAUUUAUAUAGCACAUUGGAGAUAGUGGCCCAUGUCAGUUAUAUCCAAAGCAAUAACAAUGUGCAUUUUUAAAUUUAAAAGCCUCGGUACAGCGGGUUAUUUUAUCCUACAGAGAACAAAAUAAUGACCAUGUUACUUUCUGAUUUGUGGACAGAACAUCUCUAAAAUAGUUUGUUUUCCUUAUUUAUGUCUUUGACUGUUCGCAAGUGUGUUACAUUUUUUGUACACACAAUACCUUUGUCACUGUAAGUUACAUGAUAAGCUUUAGAAAUUGUUUAACAUCAAGUAGUGUUACAUUUAUAGCAUAUUAAGCUGAGGUGAGUUAGCUCAGUAUACUUUACCUCUGGAAUACAUAAUAUUUUUUAAAGUUAAGUGGCCAAUAUAAAGUUCAAAUGUAUACAUCUUGUAUAGAUAACUGGUUUGUUUUAUUUUAA